Molecule: messenger RNA, 2535 nt
Organism: Fusarium keratoplasticum
Lineage: Eukaryota; Fungi; Ascomycota; Sordariomycetes; Hypocreales; Nectriaceae
Product: Beta-glucosidase
Exons: 3
Coding region: 1-2535 (844 amino acids)
Biological process (GO): glucan catabolic process
Molecular function (GO): beta-glucosidase activity
Source: RefSeq, a predicted model, not a curated record
AUGGAUGUUGAAUCCCUCCUCAACCAACUCACCCUAGAGGAAAAGGUCCAACUGACCGCCGGUGUUGGAUGGUGGCACACAGCGGCUAUUGAACGCCUGGCCAUCCCUCCAAUCCGACUAUCCGAUGGACCCAACGGCGUUCGAGGCACCCAUUUCUUUGACAGCACGCCAUCUGCUUGCCUACCAUGCGGAACCGCAUUAGGCUCCAGCUGGAAUGUGGAUUUGAUCCAUCGUCUGGGUCAGCUGCUUUCAGAUGAGGCCCACGCAAAGGGUGCUCAUGUUCUGCUUGGACCUACUGUCAAUAUCCAACGUGGACCUCUUGGAGGAAGAGGCUUUGAAUCAUUCUCUGAAGACCCUCUCCUGUCAGGAGUGUUGGCUGGUCACUAUGUCCGGGGCCUCCAGAGCUCAGGUGUCUCUGCUACCAUGAAGCACUUUGCCUGUAAUGACAUGGAAAGUGCACGCAUGGCCGUGGAUAUUCAAGUCACAGAGAGAGCCCUUCGAGAAGUGUACCUUCUUCCCUUCAUGAUUGCUGUGGAAAUGGCAAACCCACGGCUAUUCAUGACAGCCUACAACAAGAUCAACGGCACCCAUGCUCCCGACAACGAGCAUCUCCUCCAAGAGAUCCUCCGUGAUGAGUGGAAGUGGGAUGGUCUAGUUGUCAGUGACUGGUUUGGCAGCUACAGCACUGCUGAGGGUAUCAACGCUGGUCAAGACCUCGAGAUGCCAGGCCCCAGCAGAUGGCGCGCUGGUGCCCUUGUUCAUGCAGUCACAUCAAACAAGGUCAAGCGUUCAACAUUGGAUGAGCGUGUACGGAAGAUCUUGCAGCUUGUUAAGCACUCUAUCGAGAAGACUUCAAUUCCACCCAACGCGCCCGAGACUCAGCUCAACAGCCAAGAACACAUCCGUCUGCUGCGAGAGGCUGCCGCAGAAUCUGUGGUACUCCUCAAGAACGAGAACAACAUUUUGCCACUGAACCCUAAGAAGAAGGUGGCUGUCAUUGGCCCAAACGCAGACAUGAGCUCCUACUGCGGAGGUGGAAGUGCCAGUCUUCGAGCUUACCACACUAUCUCUCCACUCGAGGGUAUCGAAGGCCUCGCGAGCGACGUCGUGUUUUCUAAGGGAAUCUACGGACAUCGGUCACUGCCUCAAAUUGGCAAGCUCUUGCGAACAGUCGAUGGCAAGCGCCAAGGAUUCGCUCUGCGCGUGUAUAAUGAGCCAAGGCCUAGUUCCGGAGAUGAUACAAGGCGUGUCAUUGAGGAGAGAUUCCUCGAUGAUGCCAAUGUUUGGUUCGUUGACUAUGAGAAUCCCGAGUUGGCCGAGGUCUGGUACGCAGAGAUUGAGGGCGUCCUGACUCCAGAGAAGUCUGGUGUGUGGGACUUUGGUCUCUCCGUUCACGGCACUGGUGAAUUCUUCAUCGACGGCGAGUUGGUUGUCUCCAAUGCUAUCAAUCAGACACCAGGAAGCUCGUUCCUUGGAUGUGGCACCAUCGAAGAGACAGGUGCCAAGGAGCUGGAGGGUGGCAAGGAAUACAACCUUCUCGUUCGCUGGGGAUGCGAUAAGACAUCCGACCUCAAGGUGUCUGGCGUUGUUGACUUUGGCCAAGGAGGUCUGCGGCUGGGAGGUUGCCCCAGACUUGAGCAACCCGCAGCUUUGAACGAGGCUGUUGAGCUCGCAAAGACCGUGGACCAGGUUGUACUGUGCGUGGGAACAAGCGGCGAGUGGGAAAGCGAAGGAGAAGACAGACCCAGCAUGUCUCUUCCUCCUGGUAGCGACGAGCUCAUCUCCGCUGUGCUUGCGGCGAACCCUAACACAGUGGUUCUCAUCCAGAGCGGAACUCCUGUGUCUAUGCCGUGGGUUGACCAAGCCAAUGCUAUUGCACAGGCGUGGUUUGGUGGCAAUGAGGCCGGUAACGGAAUUGCUGACGUGCUGUUUGGUGUCGUGAACCCGGCUGGAAAGCUUCCCAUCACGAUGCCUCGCCGCGUCGCUGAUAACCCCAGCGCUUUGAACUUCCGCUCAGAAGGUGGUCGCGUCCUCUAUGGCGAAGACGUCCAUGUCGGCUACCGUUGGUACGACACUCUGGAUAUUGAGCCCCUGUUCCCGUUCGGCCACGGUCUGUCGUACACAACUUUUGAGCUCUCUCAAAUAAGCGUCAUCCCAGACACAGAAAAGCAAGAGGUUGUCGUGUGGGCCAAGGUAGCAAACACAGGCUCUCGAGCAGGCGCUGCUGUGCUGCAAGCCUAUGUCAAGCCACCAUCAGCAACACCUCUCACAGCUUCGGCCCGCGACACAAUUACAAGGUCAAGCAAGGAGCUCAAGGGCUUUACCAAGGUCCAUCUCGAGCAGGGAGCCAACACUAUCGCAGAGAUCAAGGUGGAUCUGCUCCGAGCAACGAGUUACUGGGACGAGAGGGAGGAUUGCUGGCGCAGCGAGGCCGGGGAGUACACGGUCCUUGUGGGGACCAGCAGCCGAUGUGAUUUCCUAGAACAGUCGUUUACAGUUGAGAAAUCCACAGCUUGGAGAGGACUCCGGGGAUAA